AUGCGUGAUCAACCGAUCGUUCGUGGUUCUACGGUGAUCGAAAUGACACGAAAGAUAAAUAGAGCUGCGAAAACGUUACCAAAGAGAAAAAUUCGAAGACUCUGGCCGAUGAAGAUCGUUGCAUUGAUUGUCUCGGCUAUUCAAGAUCUUCGCGAGACAAAGGGAUCUACGCCUAGUAAAAUUAUUGGCUAUAUCAGUUAUGGUUCUAACGUGGACGAUGGAAAGGUUAAGCGACAAGUAAAAUCAGUCUUGAAGAGAGGUUUAAAAUACGGUAUACUAAGAAGGUACCGAGGGCACUAUUUCCUUCCUACUUGCGACGAAUUAGACCGUGCAAAUCGUAUCGCCUUGAGAUUUGCUAAAUUACCGUUGCCCUCUGCAUGUUCCACGAAAUCGAACGUGCUAGUUCCCGGUAAAUUCGCACCAAUGGCAAGUCGGAGAAAGACGGGCAAGUCUGCUGCAAAAUUGCGAAGAACGAAACGGCUUGGGAAACCCCGUCCAAUUUUAAUCUCUCCCACGGCUAGUUUAACGAACGCAGUUUGCAACGCUGGCGAAUUAUGA
Molecule: messenger RNA, 558 nt
Organism: Bombus pyrosoma
Lineage: Eukaryota; Metazoa; Arthropoda; Insecta; Hymenoptera; Apidae
Exons: 3
Coding region: 1-558 (185 amino acids)
Biological process (GO): nucleosome assembly
Cellular component (GO): nucleosome
Molecular function (GO): DNA binding
Source: RefSeq, a predicted model, not a curated record